Anolis carolinensis (green anole) is the source of this 2257-nucleotide messenger RNA. RefSeq names its product NUF2 component of NDC80 kinetochore complex (gene nuf2). Bases 336 to 1715 code for a protein of 459 amino acids. Gene Ontology annotation, cellular component: Ndc80 complex; kinetochore. Gene Ontology annotation, molecular function: protein-containing complex binding. Lineage: Eukaryota; Metazoa; Chordata; Lepidosauria; Squamata; Anolidae. The record is from RefSeq and is a predicted model, not a curated record. Gene Ontology annotation, biological process: meiotic chromosome segregation; mitotic spindle organization; kinetochore organization. The transcript is spliced from 14 exons.
CAAAUGCUCGCGCCUGGCCGCCCUCUGUUUUGGGAGGUUUGGUCGCCGGGCGGAGCUGUGCGUGCGGGAGAGUCUCUUCUGUCAGGAGUUUUCCUCAAGUAUUUCAGUCAGUGGAGUGGAGGCGUUUGAAAGUCGGAAGCUUUACAAUUCUAAUCUGUAUUUAACACUGUGUGUGAAUUCUAUCUCAGUUCUAUUAAGUUGCCCCAAAAGCAAAGGCAAGCUUGGGGGUCUUCGGGGAGUCCAACUCCCAAGGGGGCGGAGUCUGAGCGGCGCGGCCCGGCUGCCUCCCCUCCCUCCAUUCGGAGACACCGCCGUUGGAGAGGAGCCCAGGCAGAAUGGAUCACUGUACUUUCCCAAGAUACUCUGAAAAUGAAAUUAUUGCACAUGUCCGCAACUUCUUGCUGACAGGAACUGAGGCGAAAACCUUUUCCAAAACUGAUUUAUUUCCAAAUGUUAAGACUGAACUGCUGCAGUUGAUCUUCAUGAGAGUCUUACAAAGUGUAUAUGGAAUCCGUCCAGAAAAUUUCUGCAUGAUGCCAGUGACAUUUGAAACUGCAUAUCCUCAGCUCUUUGAAGGCUUCCUAAUUGUUGGGAAUCUGUUUGUUAAUCUGGAACGAUUUUUACCAUUCUGCCGUGUCCAUGACUUCCAGAUGUCUGAUAUCUUACAUCCAAAAACAAAGAGGACAGUUCGUUUUUUGAGUGGCAUAAUUAAUUUUCUUUCCUUCCGUGAAUCACGUCUUGACGUUUACUUGAGUAUCCAAAACACACACAAAGCAGCUAUGGAGAAAGAGCGGCGACUUCAGAUGGCAGUGGAAGAUGGAAUAAUAAAGCUGAAGGAACUUGAUACUGUUCCUCCAGAUCAAGAAGAAGAAUUCAAGGAACUCUCUCGAGAUAUUCAGGAGCUGCAGCAAAAACUCAACCAAGAUUAUCGAGAAAAAGCGAGUAAUCUUCAAGAAGAGAUCCACCAGAAGAGAACGGAAGUUGCAGAAAAAACCAAAAAUCUAAAUGAGCUAAAAUUGGUCAUAUGUAAACUAAAAGAAGAACAAGAACAACUGACGUCAAAGAUUGCAGAAUCUCCAGAAGAGCUGAUUAAUCGCAGAGAGCGUUUGAAACAGAAAAUUCAGAAAAUCAAGAGAGAGAAGGAAGCUGUAACUGAGAAGUAUGAAGCUUACAGAGACCUUGUAGAGAUGUUUCCAUCAUACCAACAGGAGGUCCAAUUGUACCAAAAGAAAAUGCAAAUGCAAGCAACAAAUGCAAAUAAAUUCUCAACUACAUUGGCGGAGAUUCGAAUGCUAGAGGAUCAAAUAGAGACGAGCAAGAGUGCAUUAAAGAAUGCCAAGACCAAUGAAAUGUCUUUGAAAAGGAUGGUUACUAAUAAAAGGGAAAAAGUCAAUGCUUUGAACAUCAAACUUAACAGAAUACGUGAUGAUACCGAGCAACGCAAGCAAGCAAUAACAGAGAAUUGCAGCAAAUUCCAGGAAAAGAGAAGUGCUGUCUGGAAAGAGCUAACAAGAAAUCAGGCAGAAAUUGCGUGUGUCAAAGCUGCUACUCAGGAGCUAAUUGACAAUGUUGGAAAAGAGAAGUUAAAAGCUCAGGAGAUUUAUCUUAGGUUGCGGUCUGGCUUGGAGAAAUACCACAAAAAUCUGGCAACAGUUAUGGACACCUACACAGCUGUAGCAGAAGACAAAACUUCCAAAUUAUCUAAGCUGUUCUAAUGAAACUUAAUAUAUAAUUUGUUCAUAUAAUUUUUAUAAGAUUUACCUUUAGAGUAUCCUUUAGAGUAAUGAAUAGACCCAUGGCAUGAGUUGUGGAUUUUAUAAUUUGAAUGGAGGAGGAAUACUUGGGGGAGGAGGUUAUGGUCUUAACUGAAAUGUGGGAUUUUGUUGAUUGUUUUUUGUCAUGGUUUAUCUAUUUUGUUCUUCUGAUUGAAGGAUUGUAAUGUUUGUAUUCUGUUUGUAAGCAGCUUGGGUCCACGUUGUGGAGAAAGGCGGGAUAGAAAUAUCCUAAAUAAAUAAAAUAAAUAAGUAUCUUUUAGUCAAAGAAAAUAAUGAAGUUUUGUGACUCAGGAAAAGAAAAUCCAAGUCCUGUUCAAUACUGCAUAAGUUUAUAUUAACUUUGGUUGUAAUGUGGGUUGUAUGUGUUAAAUAUGUUAAUCAAAUGUUUUGAUAUGGCCGAUAGGCUAAUCAGUAAAAGGUUUUUGCAUUUUGAAUUUCAGAUAGUAUUAAUAAAUGUAAAAUAAAAAUCUUUUCUCAUUCUA